GGCGCCGUAUGCGCGCGCACAGUCGGCGGCCGCGCGCAGCUUGCUCGCUUCCUGGAUGGCGGCUGUGGCUGCUGGAAGCGGGACGCCCCGGGAGGAGGAGGGGCCCAGUGGGGAGGCAGCGGCCCCGCAGCCCCACGCCUCGACCAGUGCGCCCGGGCCUCGUCUCUCGAGGCUGCCUCUGGCACGAGUGAAGGCCUUGGUUAAGGCGGACCCCGACGUGACGCUCGCGGGACAGGAAGCCAUCUUCAUUCUGGCACGAGCCGCGGAACUGUUUGUGGAGACUAUUGCAAAAGAUGCCUACUGCUGUGCUCAACAAGGGAAGAGGAAAACCCUCCAAAGGAGGGAUUUGGGUAAAGUGUCACUGGCAUUUGGAUAAUGCAAUAGAAGCUGUGGAUGAGUUUGCUUUUUUGGAAGGUACUUUGGAUUGAUUGCUGAGCAGGGAAGUUUUGGGAGCCUUUACCUGCAUCCUUCAGCUAGCUCUCUGUUGGCCUCAGCUUUGAAGAACAGAGUCCUUAGAAUGUUGCACUUACACUUCCUGUUCUACCUUCACCUAAGCCGGAGUAAACAGAGAUCUCAUCUGUUAGUUUUUCUCUACAAGGUCUUCCACUGUUUGUGUCUUCCAUUUCUGGCCUGGAUGCAGCUGCCGCUACUUGGGGCAGAGAUAAAAUGAAUUGUGUAGAUUGCUGAAUGAAUGGUAAGGACUGGAAUAAAAGUUACUGAUCAACUUUAAGCUA
Molecule: messenger RNA, 734 nt
Organism: Pteropus alecto (black flying fox)
Lineage: Eukaryota; Metazoa; Chordata; Mammalia; Chiroptera; Pteropodidae
Gene: POLE4
Product: DNA polymerase epsilon 4, accessory subunit
Exons: 4
Coding region: 56-376 (106 amino acids)
Cellular component (GO): epsilon DNA polymerase complex; nucleus
Molecular function (GO): protein heterodimerization activity
Source: RefSeq, a predicted model, not a curated record